Tachyglossus aculeatus (Australian echidna) is the source of this 3843-nucleotide messenger RNA. It is a transcript of the gene CMKLR1, whose product is annotated as chemerin chemokine-like receptor 1. The transcript has 4 exons. Bases 913 to 2016 code for a protein of 367 amino acids. Gene Ontology annotation, cellular component: plasma membrane. Gene Ontology annotation, molecular function: complement receptor activity; G protein-coupled receptor activity. The record is from RefSeq and is a predicted model, not a curated record. Lineage: Eukaryota; Metazoa; Chordata; Mammalia; Monotremata; Tachyglossidae. Gene Ontology annotation, biological process: positive regulation of cytosolic calcium ion concentration; phospholipase C-activating G protein-coupled receptor signaling pathway; inflammatory response.
AGGCAUGAGGGUGACCCUGCGCUUGGCCUCCGGCCUGAGAGUUGGGGGGAGACCCUGACCUUGGCCUUCAGCCUGGGGAGACCCUGAGCCUGGCCUCCAUCCUGACAGAGAGGCCUGGACGGGGCCCAGCCGUCCCGGGGAUUUGGUCACUGCUGGAAUCCCCGCCAACUUUCCAGCCUCAUUUCUGCUACACCCUUUUUCAGCUGUUUCUCUUGCAGGGAGGUUGUGCCAGAAGCCCACCCCAGAAAUCGUCAGGCUUAGAAGCGUCCGGGACAGCCACUUGGUCUGUGUGUGUGUGUGUGUCUGUGUGUGUGUGUGUGUGUGUGUGUGUGUGUGUGUGUGUGUGUGUGUCUGAGCGAGUGCAUCUGUGGGUGGUUGCAAGCAGGAGGGGCGAAGGUCUGUUCCCCCGACCAGAAAGUGGCUGGAACAUCUGGCUCUUCUGAGUCCUGCCAGUCCGAGAGAACAUCAGGGGAGAGGCAAAGCGGGGUCUGCUUGUCGUGAAUGAACACACAUGCACCAACGCACACACGCACCCCCCCACACAUGCCCUCGGAGGCCUGAAGCCGCUGGGAGCCAAGGUGUGGCUGUAGGAGGGGGCGGCUGCCCGCCAUCCGGUGAGGAGCAGGACUCUCACGCCGCCCCUCCGGGCACCGAUGCCGCUCUGAAGAAUCUGCCAAGCCAACUGGGCCAAGGACCCAGCAGGAGGACUCCUCUCUUCUCCCCAAGAACCAGGCAGUCGGUGAAGUUCCCCUCACAGGAAGUCAGAGUGGAGUUGGGUUCAUUCUCGGAAGCAGGGCUGACUCGCCUGGUGUCUGUAGAGUGAAUGCCCUUUGAGCUGCCGUCAGGACCUUGCUGACUGAGCGGAUAAAGUCACAGCUGCAGGGUCACAACAGGAAACUGAGUCAGCAGAAAAUGGCCACCGAAGAUUACAACCACACUUGGUAUACCGACAACUACGACCCAGGAGAAGACUCCUUUCAGGAAGUCACCGAAGAGGCAUCCCCCGGCCACCUUGGUGUGGCCGGCAUCCUUUCAGUGGUGAUCUACAGCGCGGUCUGCUUGCUAGGGAUUCUAGGAAACGGGCUGGUGAUUGUCAUCACGGUGUUCAAGAUGAAAAAGUCGGUCAACACCGUCUGGUUCCUCAAUCUCGCUGUGGCCGACUUCCUGUUCAACAUCUUCCUGCCCCUGUACAUCGUCUACACCGCCAUGAACCACGACUGGAUCUUCGGCACGGCCAUGUGUAAGGUCAACUCCUUCCUCCUCAUCCACAACAUGUACACCAGCGUGUUCCUGCUCACCACCAUCAGCUUUGACCGUUGCAUCUCCGUCGUCUGUCCCGUCUGGUCUCAGAACCACCGGAACGUCCGGCUGGCCUACGGGGCCUGCGCGGUCAUUUGGGUCCUGGCCUUCUUCCUCAGCUCCCCAUCCCUGGUCUUCCGGGACACAGCCCUGGCCAAGGGAAGAACAACCUGCUUCAACAACUUCACCUUCUCCGACCCCCACCUAGAGGACCGGGCCAGCAGGGAGUCGGGCGAGCGGAGGCACAUGGCGGUCAACCUGACCCGUUUCCUCGGGGGCUUCAUCCUCCCAUUCAUCGUCAUCACGGCCUGCUACCUGGUCAUCGUCAGCAAGCUGAAGCGCAACCGGAUGGCCAAGUCCAAGAAGCCAUUCAAGAUCAUCGUCGCCAUCAUCGUCACCUUCUUCCUCUGCUGGAGCCCCUACCACGCCCUGGGCCUCCUGGAGCUCUUCUAUCACGUGGUCCCCCAUGCCGUCUUCAAGCUGGGGGUGCCCCUGGCCACCGCUCUAGCCGUGGCCAACAGCUGCAUGAACCCCAUCCUCUACGUCUUCAUGGGCCAAGACUUCAAGAAAUUCCAGGUGGCCAUCUUCUCUCGACUGGUCAACGCUCUGAGCGAGGAGACCGCCCACUCCUCUUACCUCAGCCACAGGGGCGUCACGAAGAUGUCGUCCAUGAAUGAACGGUCCGUUGCCAAUGACAGGGAGACCAGCAUGGUCUAAGCCCGGUCUGACCUCUUGGUCCCAAGAGGGUCGUCGGAUUGGAGACCUGAUUGGAGUUUCCCAGGGGGCCUCGUGGGCUUUGGGUGCCCAGGGCUACUGGACUCUGGCCAGGAAAUGUUUGACUCCGAUGGGGCCUGUAGGGCGGUGGCCUGGGGAGAACUCUGCCCUCCUCCCUCCUGCCUUUCCUCCAGGCCAGACAGGAGCUGAUGGGAGGGUCACACCGCUGACCCGUCUGGACCGACACCCUUUUUCUGCCUCCUCCUUAUGUCCAGGUUCCACCCUCUAAAUGGAGCUGUCAGUCUAUCUAUCGGCCAGCGCUAGCUACUGGGAGCUGACUGUGUGUAGAGCACUGGACUAAGCACUCGGGAGAGCACCGAACAACCAAGUGGGUAGGGCCAACCUCUGCCCCCGAGGGGCUUGAAGUCCACUUCCCCCCAAGGUCUAAGAGACAAACCACCCACAGGAUCAAGCAGGACUGUCUCAGAGCACACUCCAAAUAAUCCUGCCCUGGUCCGGCUUGCUUUCAAUCGAUGAUAUUUACUGAGCGCUGACUGUGUGCACAGCACUGUGCUGAGUGCUGGACCUUUGGUGGUGUUGGGGGCCUGUUUGUAGUGUGCCCCAUCCCUACUGUUUCUGGGGGCUCCUUGAGGGCAGCCACAAAACUCUCCCACCUUCCCCUCUGCGGGUUCCCAGGACCCUAGGAGUCUCCGGGGUAGUGCUGUCCGGGUCUCUUCUUCAUGCCGGGGGGCUUGGGUUCCGGGCUCUCUUGCCCCUCGGCCACUGACACUGAUGUGCUGAAAGUUAAGGAGCUGAGAGAGAGGCUGAGCCCUCCACAGUGUCCCCAGUCAAACUGCAUCAUUGCAUAGCUCCGAUAUUGACUCACUCCCAUUUCCUCACACCAAAAAUAGCGCUCAAAUAUUUCCUCUCCUUCGACUGUGAGCAGUCUCGCCUUGGGCUCAUGAAGACAGCGGGACCCGAAAACUUUUGAAGACACACACACACACACACACACACACACACACACACACACACACACAGAGAAAAAAAAACUGAACGGCCAUAUCAGUUAGGAGAUAGAUCUGGUUUCACCCAAGCACAGAAUGGAAAAUGAAAACCUCUACCCUCUUCCUUCCGCUCACUCAUGCCCAUCCGGAGGAGGCCAGCCUUUCCAUCAUACAUUCCCACCCCUCAUAAAACUCCUAAACCGUCGGUCAACAAUAUUUGUUAAGUGUCUUCCUGCGGGCAGAGCCCUGUGUAAAGCACUUGGGAGAGUAGAAUGCAGAGGGUAGCCACAAUUCCUGUCCUCAAAUUGCUAGUAGUCUACUCUGUGCGGAGUACACUUGAGAGUCGCGAUCCCAGCCCUCGAGGAGCUUACGGUCUAGUCACUUAUUUAAAAAUUAAACUUAGAGGCAGACUUGUACGUGGUUAGGAAAUCUAUCAAGGCACCUAAAUCUCCCUGCUGUAUUUAGCCCAGUUGUCACUCCCUUUCUUCCCUGGGUAUUGUUUUUUCCACAGCUUCUGUUGGAAUGUGUUAAGGGAGAGUGGAAACACCCUUUGCAACACAUCACAGAUGUGCCAAUGAGCAGGCAGCUACUCCCAUAUCCGCCACUUGUCUGCUGUGUGACCUUGAGCAAGUCACUUAACUGCUCUGGGCCUGGGUUCAUCAUUUGUGAAAUGGGGAUUCAAUGCCAGUUCUCCCUCUUACUUAGACUCUUAGCCCUCUUAGGGUCAGGAACCACGUCCAACCUAAUGUGCUAAACCCAGUGUUUGGUAGAGUGCUUAGCAUGUAAUAGGUGCCUAACAUCAUCCUUGGAGAAGCAGCAUGAU